AUGAACGAGAACGUCUUCGAAAAUUGCAACAAAGCCAUCAAUACCGCUACUAAUACCGUGUUAUCGACAUCUCGGGGCUGGGGUGCUCACAAGAGUCAGGGCGAUCUCCCAUGGGCUACCUACAGGGCAGUGGUUCGCCGUCAGAACCCCGUCGUCGGUCUGGCUGUGCGAUCACUCAAGAGGCUCUGCUCAGGCUACGAUGCUAUCGACAAUACCUUCUACAUUGCGCAAGCCAGGAUAUCCAAUAUGCUCAGAGCACAGAGGAGGCACGUCAAGAUCAAGAUGGAGGUCAAUGCAAGCCCGCGCUUGUCAUCUUUGGGAUCCAUAUUUGAGAUUGGUCUGGUCUAUCACGGCCUUUACAGCGCGGCAGUGUGUCCCGGAGUGGCACUGGGGGAUCUGGUCAUCGAUCUGCCCUCGCCCCAGACAACUCCAGACCUCGUCCCCCACAGAACAAACCUCUUCCAUCACCUCUCAACAACCCCUCUCAACGGGCAUGACAUCCGCAUCCCCUCAAAGACUACUCAACCGAGAGCUCUGUGA
This is a messenger RNA of Aureobasidium pullulans EXF-150, 540 nucleotides long. RefSeq lists its product as uncharacterized. Lineage: Eukaryota; Fungi; Ascomycota; Dothideomycetes; Dothideales; Saccotheciaceae. Bases 1 to 540 code for a protein of 179 amino acids. The record is from RefSeq and is a predicted model, not a curated record. The transcript has a single exon.